AGAUCCACCUGGGGGAGAGGCUCUUUCCCGCGACCUUGGAGGAAGCCAGUGUGCGCUUGCUUCUCGUCCAGUCAUGAACGUCGGUCUGCUGACGGCCGGUGUCAUGCAGCAUCAGCAGCACAUGGGGCCGCCGCUCUCGAUGGCCCUGCCAUCGCAACAACAGCACCAUCCUAUGAACCAGCAGCAGCAGGGCGGUGGCAGGACGCCCGGCGUCGAACACAUCAAACGCCCCAUGAACGCCUUCAUGGUGUGGUCCCGCGCCCAGCGCCGCAAGAUCGCCCUGGAACACCCCAAGAUGCACAACUCGGAGAUCUCCAAGCGGCUCGGCGCGGAGUGGAAGCAGCUGAGUGAGGACGCCAAGAGACCGUUCAUUGACGAAGCCAAGAGGCUCCGCGAGCAGCACAUGCGCGAUCACCCGGACUAUAAGUACAGGCCCAGGAGGAAGCCCAAGCCGCCGGCACCGAAGAAGCCGGACGCGCCGUACCCGUUCGCGAUGCCCGCCUACAUGCCGGGCGGAAUAGAGCACUGCAGGGCCUACUUGCAGCAACACCAGCAGCACAUGAUGAUGAACGUGCCGUCGCCGCCGCUGUACCAGGAAGACAAGCGCAACGCAUCCUCGCCGCAGUCGUCCAGCAGCCCGCUGCCGCCAUCGGCGUACGUGUCUUACCCUGCCGACGUGAAGCCCUUCUCUGCCGAUGUGAAGCCGUUCUCUGCGCCCACGUACAAGACCGCCGAACUCGGACACGCGUCCAUCUACGCCGGACUCUACGGUGCUGGUCCAGGACAGGCCGGCGGACUCAUGUCCGCGGGGUCCUCGGCGAUGGCGGCGUACCCGACGUCGGCUGCCGCUGCGGCCGCUUACAUGUACAGCUGUGGGCCUAAUGGUUACGCCGCGGCAACCCAGGACCAGCGAAGAACUGUUCCAGUCAUCUUCUGAGCUACCUCGUAGGCCUGCCCUCUCAUCGACUGACGACAAUGGCCAGCCUCGACGAUCCUCGUCGCUGAUCUCUCUGGACUGCCAGCUGCUCUGUGAUAGCGGAGCCUCGCGCUCUCGGACAGUGCCUCUCCCGGACCCUGCGGCCUCCGUCGCAGCAGACGGGAUACGUUGCUGCAACUCGACAAUCCUCCUGUUGCCGUUUUUAACUGUUGUUAACUGUACAUACGGUACCGAAGAAAGUGAUAAUAAAGUGCCCUUCUAUCUCCCA
Messenger RNA from Ixodes scapularis (black-legged tick), 1205 nucleotides. RefSeq names its product transcription factor Sox-14-like. Bases 74 to 937 code for a protein of 287 amino acids. The transcript has 2 exons. Gene Ontology annotation, biological process: cell differentiation; anatomical structure morphogenesis; regulation of DNA-templated transcription. Lineage: Eukaryota; Metazoa; Arthropoda; Arachnida; Ixodida; Ixodidae. The record is from RefSeq and is a predicted model, not a curated record. Gene Ontology annotation, molecular function: DNA-binding transcription factor activity, RNA polymerase II-specific; RNA polymerase II cis-regulatory region sequence-specific DNA binding.